This is a messenger RNA of Daucus carota subsp. sativus, 2136 nucleotides long. Its product is annotated as wall-associated receptor kinase-like 20. Gene Ontology annotation, biological process: protein phosphorylation. Gene Ontology annotation, molecular function: protein kinase activity; ATP binding; polysaccharide binding. The coding region runs from base 88 to 2007 and encodes 639 amino acids. Lineage: Eukaryota; Viridiplantae; Streptophyta; Magnoliopsida; Apiales; Apiaceae. The transcript has 3 exons. The record is from RefSeq and is a predicted model, not a curated record.
UUUGAAGAUUUUCAAAGUUUGACAUUAAAUGUGGAUUUAUAAGCACAUGAUAAUCCUUUGAAACCAACUUCUGCCACUACUCUGCACAUGAAGAUGGCAAAAUUCCACACCAACUUCCCUGGCGCUCAACUCCUUCUCCUCCUCCUAACUCACACCAUCCUAUUCGCAUCCUCUGCCACCGUCUGCCCCAACUGCGGGACCACCCCCGUCCCGUACCCGCUCAGCACCGGACCUGCCUGCGGUGACCCUGACUACAAGGUCCGGUGCCAAUCGGGUACAAGUACCCUCUUUCUCGACACCCUUAACAACACUUACCCCAUAAUCUCAACUCAGCCUCAAAACCAGCGUUUCAUUAUUAGACCUGCCAAUUUCCUCAACAACAACAAAAACAACAACACUUGUGUCACAAGUGACAUCACUUCCGAAGGCGUCCAGCUCAACGCUUCAUUACCUUUCAAUGUGACUAGCAGUAACACAAUACUUUACUUCAACUGCACGUCUCUGCUGCUGAGGUCACCUCUCAACUGCACGGCCACCAGCUUGUGUCAUUCCUACAUUAACGGAUCCAGCGACGGAUCCGUGUGCAGGAACUCCAACUUGUGCUGCACGUUUCGAGCAGGCGGAUCAACCAACUCCUACGCGAUUCGUGUCAGGGACUCGGGCUGUCGGGCUUACAGGAGCUUUGUCAACUUGGAUUACUCGUUGCCUGUCAGUAAGUGGCCUGCACCGGGGCUGGAGAUACAGUACGUGUCUCCGCCUGAGCCAAUUUGUGGAGACCAGAAUGAUUGUGACGCUGACUCUACUUGCGGUUUAGCUGAUAGAAAUGGUAGCAAUGGCUUGAGGAGGUGUUUUUGCAAUUCUGGAUUUCAUUGGGAUCCUGUUCUCGGCUCUUGUGCUGCGGAUGAAACUUGCGGGAAUGGCAAGGAUUGUUCAGCAGAUCAUACGGCACUUAUAGCUGGUUUGACAGCGGGCUUGGGAACAGCACUUGUUGCAGCAGUCAUUGGGUUUUUACUAUACAAACGCCAGCAACGCAUCAAAUUAGCACAGGAGCGUUUGAAGAAAGAGCGUGAAGAGAUCCUGAAUGCUAGUGGUGGAGGAAAAUAUGCAAAGUACUUUACCGGCAAAGAAAUUAAGAAAGCAACAAACAAUUUUGCUAUUGAUCGCUUACUUGGUUCUGGGGGAUUUGGGGAAGUUUAUAAGGGUAUUCUUGAUGAUGGGACUGUUGUUGCUGUUAAAUGCGCUAAACUUGGAAACGCUAAAGGCACUGAUCAGGUUCUAAAUGAGGUCCGGAUCUUGUGUCAGGUCAACCAUAAAAACCUUGUGCAUUUACUUGGCUGUUGCGUUGAACUUGAGCAGCCAAUGAUGGUUUAUGAGUACAUCUCGAAUGGGAAUCUCUCUGAGCAAUUGCAUGGUCCCCACCGGGGUGCUCUGUCAUGGAGACGCAGACUUAAUAUUGCUCAAGCAACUGCUGAGGGACUGGCUUAUUUGCAUUUCUCUGCAGUUCCUCCCAUCUACCAUCGAGAUGUGAAGUCCAGCAAUAUUUUACUAGAUGAAAAGAUGAACGCCAAGGUUGCAGAUUUCGGGUUGUCAAGAUUGGCUGAGACGGAUAUGAGUCACAUUUCAACUUGUGCUCAGGGCACCCUCGGUUAUCUUGAUCCAGAGUACUACAGGAACUACCAGUUGACAGAUAAAAGUGAUGUCUACAGCUUUGGAGUCGUACUACUAGAGCUCCUGACAUCUCAGAAAGCAAUCGACUUCAAUAGGCCUUCAGACGAUGUGAACUUGGCAGUUUAUGUGCAGAGAAUGGUGGAGGAGGAACGCUUAAUGGACGCGGCUGAUCCUAUGCUGAAAGAGGGUGCUAGUCAACUGGAGUUGGAGACGAUGAAAGCAUUAGGAUUUCUGGCAAUUGGUUGUCUGGAGGAACGAAGACAAAACAGGCCCUCCAUGGAAGAAGUGACUGAGGAAAUCGAGUAUAUAAUUAGUAUUGUAUCAGCUAAAGAGGAGUAGAAAAUGGGGGCAUCCACAACUUGUUUUCACAUAGUUAGUUCUGAUUUUGCGCAUUCCUUUUUCGAUUGUAAUCUUAUAAUUCUGUGAAGAGGAACAGUUGGUGUAAUACAUGAUGUUUUGCAGUGUAAA